Molecule: messenger RNA, 478 nt
Organism: Parathielavia appendiculata
Lineage: Eukaryota; Fungi; Ascomycota; Sordariomycetes; Sordariales; Chaetomiaceae
Exons: 2
Coding region: 139-390 (83 amino acids)
Source: RefSeq, a predicted model, not a curated record
CGGAAAGCAUCCUGUCUGUCUAUCUGUCGGGGGGUAUAUACGCAGCCAUGGCUCUACUGUAAUGACACAUCUACGCAUUAGGUCGGGCGUGGUCCGGAACUUCACCAUAGGCCCAGCCUGGCUUAACAAACCUUGAUCAUGACUGGCAAACUGGACACGCUUCCAGUGAAGAGUACUAUCUUCGCUACCUUAUUCUGCGGCCUGUAUUCUCUUGCUGAGUAUGAGACAGCUCGCUGCCAUGAUUCAGAUCUAAAACAGUUGGCCCGUCUUGAUGGUCAUCGCUUUGCGACACGCUUCCAUUUCCCUCCACGAAUAACAUACACUAGGCCCAACGCAGUAAAUGACAGACGGAAGAAACCCAAACAGAAACAAACAAAGCACUUUAAGUAGAGGUGCUGUUCUCUAAAAUCAAACAAAAGGGGCAUCCUCAAAUGGCAGCAAGGAAGGAAGGAGGUCGGAGAAUGUUUUGUAGGGCAGU